CGACUCGAUUCAUUCAUUCUUUGUCGUCAAUCGUCGCGAUCCUGAUCGUUGCGUUCCAGGACAUCAUCCAGCGACGAACAACCCAAGCCAAGCCAACCCAAGCCAACCCAACCCAACCCAAGCCACACCACACCACACCACACCACACCGUACGGUAUACCAAAGACACCCAACAACCAACGCAGGGCAAGGGCCGUCGCCUCGUUGUCGGAAGAUGAGUGACACAGGGACCGGCGUCCCAACUGCACCGUCGAUUCCCGCUACGGACGCUCCGAACACUAACGCCGCAAGCACAGACGGUGUCGGCACCGACGGUCCAGCGAGCGGCAAGGGUCGUUCUCCGGGAAUCCAUCCAUCGGGGAACAAAAACAAGCGGGGUCGCCACCACCGAAGAAACAGCAACAGCAACAGCAACAGCAACAGCAACAGCAACAGCAACAGCAACAGCAACAGCAACAGCAACAGCAACAGCAACAGCAACAGCAACAACAGCAAGAAGAAACCCAGUGGCAGCUCUGGUUCGUCUGCUCCCACUGGCAGAGGCAACCAUGCGAGGCAACCGAACCACGGCAACAGCAACGGCAAAAGCAAAAGCAGCCACCAAAAACCCCUGUCGGACAAAAGGCUGUCCCAUUCGCUGUCGUGGGCGCUCCGGCACGCUGCCCUCGACCUAGGCCUGAGCAUCCGACCCGACGGCUUUGUCCCGGUGCGGGAACUCCUCGACUCCACCCACCCGAAACUAAGGGGGGCCACGCUGGAAGCCAUCCGAAGGGUGGUCGAACACAGCGACAAGCAGCGCUUCCGGCUCGAGGACCGGCCGGGGGACCUGUACCCGUCCGCCGGCGAAGGGCAAGGGGAGACGGUCCUCUGCAUACGGGCGAACCAGGGCCACAGCAUUUCCACCAUCGACCCGGAGCUCCUGCUGACCAGGAUCCCUCCCGAAACCCUGCGGUCGCUCCCCCGCAUCGUGCACGGGACGAACCCUUGGGCGUGGGAGUCCAUCUUGAGGGACGGCGGCCUCCGGAAGAUGAACCGGACGCACAUCCACUUUGCUCCGGGCCUCCCAUCGGAGACAAGCGUGGUGUCGGGCAUGCGCAAGACCGCGUCGGUGUACAUCUACGUGGACGCCGAGAAAUGCGCGAAGGAAAGCCGGAUCGACUUCUUCCGGAGCGACAACGGCGUGCUGCUGACCGACGGCGUUGGGGACAGCGGGGUGCUGCCGGUCGAAUUCUUUUCCCACGCCACGGAUUCGUCGGGCGAGAUACUCCUGGACAAUCGGACAAAGCCGGCCACUUGACGAUCGCAAGCGACCAGCACAGCAUUUUUCAAUCCACCAUCGAACGCAUCGCAUUCGCCAACAACAAACACACCGAUCGAUCGAUACUGUACAGUCAAACAAACAAAAAAUGCCGAU
Pseudo-nitzschia multistriata is the source of this 1414-nucleotide messenger RNA. The record is from the annotation of a GenBank genome assembly. Lineage: Eukaryota; Bacillariophyta; Bacillariophyceae; Bacillariales; Bacillariaceae.